CAAAACCACGCCUAUAGAGGCCCACAAUUGGUCCAGAAAGCGUAAAAUCAGCAAUCAAAGGGGCUUGGUUCAUUAGUGUUGGGAUCGAGGCAGGAAGGACAUGUGAGAUAGUCACAGUUCUACAGCGAACAGGGCAAGAUCAUUUCAACUCCGUGUCCGUGUGGAAUGAUUGCUCUAGCCUUCCGAGAGACACAUCUUAUUUUUAUCAAAGCGAUUGGUGGGGAGAAAGAAGGAAACCACGAUUCUGCUCUCAAAGCGUCGCUGCUUCUUUAUCUUUGACUGAUAUUGUUACUGUACUUCGUGGAGGUACCAGCAACGGGAGGUUACAUGUAGUAUUAUCUAGUUCCUAUCAAUUCAUUUUUUUCCCAGAUAAUAACCAUCUAUAACGCGUCUAUUCAUAGGCUAGCUUUCUGGCACCGUAUUCGAAAUUACUUCUGAAUAAUUGUUACAGAAAUAAGACUGAAAUAAAUUAUUCUGGAAACGGACCUACUAUUUUUGCCCAAGGGGGAGAAUAUCACUGUAUAUCAUCAUUUCACUUCGAUAUUUUGGAUGCACCGAUGAGAGAUCCAGUUUUCACAGGGACUGCCAUGGCUUAUCACCCGUUCCACGCUCACCGGCCGACCGACUUCUCCAUGUCAGCUUUCCUAGCGGCCGCGCAGCCCUCCUUCUUCCCGACGCUCACUCUGCAACACGGGGCUCUCACUAAGCCCAUGUCGGACCACCUCGUCGGAGCAGCGGAGGCAGGGCUCCACCCGGCUCUCAGCCACCACCAUCAGGCGGCUCAUCUCCGCAGCUUGAAGAGCCUGGAGCCCGAGGAAGAGGUGGAGGACGACCCUAAAGUCACACUGGAGGCCAAGGAUCUAUGGGACCAGUUUCACAAAAUAGGAACAGAGAUGGUUAUUACCAAAUCUGGAAGGAGAAUGUUUCCUCCAUUUAAAGUCAGAAUAAAUGGGCUUGAUAAAAAAGCCAAGUAUAUUCUAUUGAUGGAUAUAGUCGCUGCUGACGACUGCCGCUACAAGUUCCACAAUUCUCGCUGGAUGGUAGCGGGAAAGGCCGAUCCGGAGAUGCCCAAAAGAAUGUACAUUCACCCGGAUAGCCCGGCUACGGGAGAGCAGUGGAUGGCCAAGCCGGUUGCUUUUCAUAAACUGAAGCUGACCAACAAUAUCUCGGACAAGCAUGGAUUUGUAAGUACUACGAUUCUUAAUUCCAUGCACAAAUACCAGCCCAGGUUUCAUAUCGUGAGGGCCAACGACAUCCUGAAGCUCCCCUAUAGCACCUUCCGGACAUACGUGUUCCCGGAGACUGACUUCAUCGCUGUCACAGCUUAUCAAAACGACAAGAUAACACAACUGAAGAUUGAUAAUAACCCUUUUGCCAAAGGAUUCAGAGACACUGGAAAUGGAAGGAGAGAGAAAAGGGAACCGUUCAACUCUAGGAAACAGUUGACCCUUCCCUCCCUGCGGAUGUAUGAAGACCAAUGCAAAGCAGACCGAGACGGGGGCGACUCUGAUGCCUCCUCCAGCGAACCAACAACUGGCCGAGAAAGUGCGCACUCCCCAAUCGGACCUGGAUCCAGCCCCCUUAGGUUCAGUCGAAUCAGCCGAGAUGAUAAAACCUGUACUGACAGUGAGCAAGAACUUGAUCAUCAGGAUGAGCGUUGUUCCGCAUCAAACAGCCCUGGACCGGAGCCGCCCUCUCCCUUCAGCCCGAGGUGCGAGGACCGGGUGAAGGAUAAACCGAGCCUGGACAAGAAAGACGACUAUCCUGGCUCCAGGAAGCCGAGUGACUCCAUAUUCAGGAACCCUGAGAAAGGAGACAAAACGGAGAACAGGCACAGGAAAGACACUACAGAUUCGUCAAAAAAGAACACCGCAGACAGCGGCGGGAUAAGCGCAAGCAAGGAGAGUUUCUCCCCGCUCAUGGUUCAAACAGACAGCCCCUCACACUUCAGCGCGAGCCACCUGCAGAGUCUGGCCCUGUCUGGCUUGCACAGCCAGCAGUUUUUUAAUCCCAUGAACGCCGGACAAAUGCUGUUUCACCCUGGACAGUUCGCUAUGGGCCCAGGUGCGUUUUCUGCCAUGAGCAUGGGACAUCUAUUGGCGUCGGUAUCUGGAGCAAGUGGUAUGGAGAACGGCAGCCUCUCCGCCCAGGGCACGGGGGGCACCCCGAACCCUUUCCCCUUCCAUCUGUCGCAGCACAUGCUCGCCUCCCAGGGCAUUCCCAUGCCGACCUUUGGAGGCCUGUUCCCGUACCCAUACAACUACAUGGCUGCUGCUGCAGCCGCGGCCUCCGCCAUGCCCGCCAGCACUACAGCCAGCUCGCUCUCGAGGAAUCCCUUCCUCACCAGCUCCCGCCCUCGGCUCCGGUUUAAUCCUUACCAGAUCCCGGUGUCUAUGGCCCAGAGCACAAGUCUACUCACCACCGGCCUGCCAGGCGGACUAAACCCCGGCUCCGAAUCCUCCAAAUCGGGCAGCAGGGAGACGAGUCCAGUGCCUGAUAUCCACAACAACAAAGCGGGGUCGAGUCAUAGGACCAGCUCUCCCAAAUCGAUGAAGGACUCUAUCAAUGAGCUCCAAAACAUCCAGAGACUCGUGAGCGGCCUGGAGAGCCAGAGAGAGACGUAUCCACCCAGAGACUAGUGAGCGGCCUGGAGAGCCAGAGAGAGACGUAUCCCCCCAGAGACUAGUGAGCGGCCUGGAGAGCCAGAGAGAGACGUAUCCCCCCAGAGACUCCCCUAAGUGAUCUCGCUAAUGGAAUAAUAUAUUCCACCACGACUUGGCUUGAAAAUCAGAGGACUUUAUUAAACAUUUUAUACAGCACAUUAUGCGAGGAAUUGGCAAUACCGGCCUGCCUACCUUUUCUCGCACCUGGACUGAGCAAGGAAGCAGGGAAUGAAGGAGAGAACCAGCGUCAUCACUUACUGUUACUGUGUGGGGUACGCUUUCAAUAUUGUAGGAAAUUGAAGCAUCGAAAUCAUAUGAAAACCAAAAGUGGGCACUGAAUUUUUAGGCUGCUGGCUAAAACUUGAGUACACAAAGAGGAUACCACAAGGAGGAAAACCUACUAAGAACAUUCUUCAUGUAGAACAUAUUGAUGUUAAAAGGACAGUGGAAACGUUGUGGCAUUGUUUUUAGGGACUGAAGAAAGAAAGAACUUUAUCGAACUAUAAUCAAUAGACGUGCUUUUGAUUUACGAUGAGAGCACUGCAACAGCAUAAGUACUGAAUGAAUAUGGGCGUGCAACCUGUGGAAUGACAGGAAAACAAGCUACAUCCAAAAGGUUUUCAAAACAUAGGCUAUUUCAAAAGGGAUGGAUGAAAUAAACAUUCCGUUAAAUAUAAUUGAUAGAAGAAAGUUUAGGCCUAUCAUUUUUGCCAGAAAAAAUGUUUGAACUAUUUAUGUAAUUAAAAUUAAUUAUGUAAAUAAGCUAUAAAGGAAUCCAAGAAUAUGCAAUUGGUAUUAAUUUAUUCAAAACUGUACAUUGGUGUGUAUAUAAUAAUUAGAGUUUAACUCAUUGCUUUUUAUUAUUUUUUAUUUUACAUGAACGUAUAGGCCUUCUGUAAAUGAAAGCUAUUUAGCGCUUGUUGGUUUGAAUCAGAACGAACGUCUUUAAAUGUAAUGCAUAGGCAUAGCUGAUUAUCUGCCUGUGACACGUGAAGGAAACAAACAUAUGUGCCAUGUUUAUCUGCAAUCUCUGUCUGCAAAAACUAAUAUCAGAAAAGAGAGAGAGAUAGAAAGAGAGAGGGAGAGAUAGAUAGAGAGGAAGCUGCCUAAUUUGUCACAUUACCUGACUAUUGUCUGCAGGAGAGGCAGAGAUGUAGAAAAACCUCAGGUCAUUUCACUCCAACACAGGAGAGGAUGAUAGCAUGUAUCUUUAAAUGGGGCACAAUGCAUAUCUAUAUAUAAAUAUAUUUAAUUUGAAAGCGUAUCUCGUUUAUGCUGGUUGUCCGGGUAAGUUCAUUUUUUUGUUGAAUUGAUCUCAAAAUUUCAAUAAAAAAACAAUGUGUUAAA
Oncorhynchus masou masou (cherry salmon) is the source of this 4010-nucleotide messenger RNA. RefSeq names its product T-box transcription factor TBX2b-like. Gene Ontology annotation, molecular function: RNA polymerase II cis-regulatory region sequence-specific DNA binding; DNA-binding transcription factor activity, RNA polymerase II-specific. The record is from RefSeq and is a predicted model, not a curated record. Lineage: Eukaryota; Metazoa; Chordata; Actinopteri; Salmoniformes; Salmonidae. Gene Ontology annotation, cellular component: nucleus. Gene Ontology annotation, biological process: positive regulation of DNA-templated transcription; regulation of transcription by RNA polymerase II; cell fate specification. The coding region runs from base 558 to 2639 and encodes 693 amino acids. The transcript has 7 exons.